AAACGAUCCAGAAGGGUCAAUUCCAUCCCUUAUGGAUAACCAGCUGUUUAAUUAUGAGAUCAGAGGUGCUGUUCACCAGUCCCAACAAGUUGGCCUACUCAUUCUCACUCCCUUAUGCGGCUUUGCUAAUUCCAGUUUCUUUGGGAAUGGAGUGAAUAUGGGAGACACCCUAUCUCUGUCAACUGUGUAUUUUUGUAGUGGAAUUGCUAUUUAAGGAGUUCAUUAAAGAACAGUAUUUAUACAUACUGCUGGCGUUUUGAAUAAAGGAUCCCAGGUAGCAAAGAGUGUUGGGUAGCAGGUGAAGUCACCCACGAAAUUAUUGGUAAGGAAAUAAGGGAACUGAGUCAGGUGAGGCUCUGCAGAAGCCAUGCAAUUUGGGAAGAGGGUUCUCUUUAUCUCCCAUUUAGAGGCAGAUAGGGCAAGAGCAUACCAUGAUAUGGCGGUGAGAGCCCGAGUACCUUCUGAAGGUCUAGACUGAGGCCUUGGAACUUCAAUCCCGGUCACCCACAUCUUGGAGCCUCAGAUUCCCUGAAAUCCCUACCCCCUUCACCCCACCAGCACCCUCCUACCAUGCAAUCAGGACCAAAGGAGCUGAGCCGUCACUCUAGCUCAGACAUUCCGCAAGCUCGAGCCCAAACAGGGCUGUGAGGCCGAAUCUGCACGAAGACUGCAGGCGGAGUGCAGGGUGCCUCCGCAUCCGAAUCCAGGGGUUGGGGACUUCAUCAGCGCAUCCUUCCCUGGGCAACAAAAGGAUCAUCUGGCCACAAACAGUUUUCAAGUAAAGCUUUAUUCUUUUAACUUUCGAAUUUACGUUUUUGGGAGCGUGUGAUUCUUUCGCGUCGACUACUGCCUUAAGCGAGGUCGGGCGUUUCGGUUCCGCUCUCCUCACUAUGGCCACUAGCGCAACACCUCAAUUCAGAACCACCCGCAGCCGUCCCAAGUCCCGAGGCCUCCUAAGAUGGCCGCAGCCGCUUCCGGCUCUCCCCCGACGAGGCUCCGCCUACCGCUCUCCGCUGCCUUCGCUCCGGAAGUGGAAGUGGUGGCUGAGGUCAGAGGGCGGGGCUGCUGCUUGGAGACGGCGGGAGCUCUUUCGCCAUGGCUGCCGGGCCGAUCUCGGAGCGGAACCAGGAUGCCACCGUAUACGUGGGGGGUCUGGAUGAGAAGGUUAGCGAACCACUGCUGUGGGAACUGUUUCUCCAGGCAGGACCAGUAGUCAACACCCACAUGCCAAAGGAUAGAGUCACAGGCCAGCACCAAGGAUAUGGGUUUGUGGAAUUCUUGAGUGAGGAGGAUGCUGACUAUGCCAUUAAGAUCAUGAACAUGAUCAAACUCUAUGGGAAACCAAUACGUGUGAACAAGGCAUCAGCUCACAACAAAAACCUGGAUGUAGGGGCCAACAUUUUCAUUGGGAACCUGGACCCAGAGAUUGAUGAGAAGCUGCUUUAUGAUACUUUCAGCGCCUUUGGAGUCAUCUUGCAAACCCCCAAGAUUAUGCGGGACCCUGACACAGGCAACUCCAAAGGUUAUGCUUUUAUUAAUUUUGCUUCGUUUGAUGCUUCGGAUGCAGCAAUUGAGGCUAUGAAUGGGCAGUACCUUUGUAACCGCCCUAUCACUGUAUCUUAUGCCUUCAAGAAGGACUCUAAGGGGGAGCGCCAUGGCUCAGCAGCUGAACGACUUCUGGCAGCUCAGAACCCACUCUCCCAGGCUGACCGCCCCCAUCAGCUGUUUGCAGAUGCCCCUCCUCCACCUUCUGCCCCCAAUCCUGUGGUAUCAUCAUUGGGAUCUGGGCUUCCACCGCCAGGCAUGCCUCCUCCUGGCUCCUUCCCACCCCCAGUGCCACCUCCUGGAGCCCUCCCACCUGGGAUACCCCCAGCCAUGCCUCCGCCACCUAUGCCUCCUGGGGCUGGAGGACAUGGCCCCCCAUCAGCAGGAACCCCAGGAGCAGGACAUCCUGGCCAUGGACACUCACAUCCUCACCCAUUUCCUCCAGGUGGGAUGCCCCAUCCAGGGAUGUCUCAGAUGCAACUGGCACACCAUGGCCCUCAUGGCUUAGGACACCCCCACGCCGGGCCCCCAGGCUCUGGGGGACAGCCACCACCUCGACCACCACCUGGAAUGCCUCAUCCUGGACCUCCUCCAAUGGGCAUGCCCCCCCGAGGGCCUCCAUUUGGGUCUCCCAUGGGUCACCCAGGUCCUAUGCCCCCACAUGGUAUGCGUGGACCUCCUCCACUGAUGCCACCUCAUGGAUACACUGGCCCUCCACGCCCCCCACCCUAUGGCUACCAGAGGGGACCUCUCCCUCCACCCAGACCAACUCCCCGGCCUCCAGUUCCCCCUCGUGGCCCGCUCCGGGGCCCUCUCCCUCAGUAAACUUGCAUUCUCCUUCCUCUUGUUAUACCUUCCCAAUAUCUUUUCGAGUCCUUGGACCAGUCAGAGUUGCUGUAGCUUCUUGGGGCUAAGGCACUAAUCCCUUUGAACCCUACCCCCAUUUAAUGUAAUUUUUUCCCACUGGAGGUAUUCCCUUUUUUAUGUUGGUCCUAAGUGUUUUGCAAAUGCACAGAUAAAAAAAACCUAAGGCCUUGUUUA
Molecule: messenger RNA, 2586 nt
Organism: Nycticebus coucang (slow loris)
Lineage: Eukaryota; Metazoa; Chordata; Mammalia; Primates; Lorisidae
Gene: SF3B4
Product: splicing factor 3b subunit 4
Exons: 6
Coding region: 1096-2370 (424 amino acids)
Biological process (GO): positive regulation of mRNA splicing, via spliceosome
Cellular component (GO): U12-type spliceosomal complex; nucleolus
Molecular function (GO): RNA binding
Source: RefSeq, a predicted model, not a curated record